AUGGUGAAACCAGGACAAGAUAAUAUUGACGAGAUUGCAGAAGUGGUAGGUUUGCCAGGAGAUGUAUUCGGUAUCGAAGAGGACCACGACAUUAAAUACAAGACGCUCAGCUGGAAAAUGGUCGCUAUGCUUAUGAUCACGGAGAUCGUUUCCAAUGGGAUGCUAAGCUUGCCUAGCAGCUUUGCGGCUGUCGGUAUCGUUCCAGGAGUCGCUGUUGUAUUCUUCCUGGGAGCCUUCGGGACUUAUACGGCAUGGGCACUUAUCCAGUUCAAGCUCAGACAUCCGGAGGUCCACAACAUGGGCGACGCGGGCUAUAUCCUCUUCGGCCCCCUCGGUCGAGAGAUACUCGGCGGCGGCACCAUCCUCUUCGCCAUCUGCGCAACAGGAAGCCAGCUCCUCGCCGGCCAACUCGCCCUCAGCACCCUAUCCAACAACUCUGUCUGCGCGCUCGGCUUCACCGGCAUCCUAUCCCUCAUCACCACUAUAUUCAGUUUCCCCCGCACCCUAGGAAAUAUCUCCUGGAUCUCCGUCGUGGCUGCCGCAUCCAUCAUCCUCGCCGGUAUCCUGGGCAUGGCCGGCGCUGGCGCAUCCUCCAUCGCACCUGGGAAUAUUGCUAUCGCCGUGACGUCCAAUUUCACGGAUGCUUUCAUCAGUAUCACGAACCCCGUCUUCGCCUUUGCGGGCCAUUUCAUGUUCUUCAUCCUCAUCUCCGAAAUGCGGCGCCCCCAGGACGCCAUGAAAGCGGCGUGGGUUUUGCAAAUUGUCGCCACGGGCUUCUACAUCAUUUUCGCCUCCGUCACAUACUGGUAUAUCGGCGCGGAAGUCCAGAGCCCCAGCCUUCUCAGCUUGAGUCCCCUCUGGGCUAAGAUCAGCUUCGGCGUCGCGCUGCCAAACUUUUUGAUCGCCGGGAGUCUGUACAGCCAUACGGCAGCGAAACUGGUCUUUAUACGUGUUUUUAGGAAUAGCCACCAUGUGCAUUCGCACACAUUUUCUGGCUGGAGCUUGUGGACGCUGUUGAUACUCAUUGCUAAUGUGGCGGCUUUUGUGUUUGCGGCGGGAAUUCCGAUAUUUAAUUAUCUGGUGGGCAUUACGGCAUCGUUGUUUGCUGCAUGGUAUACGUAUGGUCUUGCGGGAGCUUUCUGGCUGCAUGAUGCGUAUCACUUCGAAGGGGGUUACAGUGCGUGGUCCAAACAACCUUUCAUGUUCGUCAUUAACGUACUUACUAUAUUGGCUGGCGGUUUCAUUUGCGUGGGAGGACUGUAUGCGACAAUUGCGUCGCUGAUUGCGGCUUCCGACGCGGGCGAGUUGGCGACACCGUUUCAGUGUUGA
Messenger RNA from Pseudomassariella vexata, 1329 nucleotides. RefSeq names its product transmembrane amino acid transporter. NCBI's taxonomy places the organism in Eukaryota, Fungi, Ascomycota, Sordariomycetes, Amphisphaeriales, Pseudomassariaceae. The record is from RefSeq and is a predicted model, not a curated record. The transcript has 2 exons. Gene Ontology annotation, biological process: amino acid transmembrane transport. Gene Ontology annotation, molecular function: amino acid transmembrane transporter activity. Gene Ontology annotation, cellular component: vacuolar membrane. Bases 1 to 1329 code for a protein of 442 amino acids.